Molecule: messenger RNA, 3295 nt
Organism: Syngnathoides biaculeatus (alligator pipefish)
Lineage: Eukaryota; Metazoa; Chordata; Actinopteri; Syngnathiformes; Syngnathidae
Gene: slc18a3b
Product: solute carrier family 18 member 3b
Exons: 1
Coding region: 1664-3247 (527 amino acids)
Biological process (GO): chemical synaptic transmission; xenobiotic transport; transmembrane transport
Cellular component (GO): terminal bouton; AP-2 adaptor complex; AP-1 adaptor complex
Molecular function (GO): xenobiotic transmembrane transporter activity; acetylcholine transmembrane transporter activity
Source: RefSeq, a predicted model, not a curated record
ACUAUAUGAGCUGAAUCCAAAAAUCCUUCCUCCACAUUAUCAUUGUUCAAUUUAUAUGCAAUAAAUAAAUAAAUACAAUUUAAAAAAAAAGACUUUAACUAUAUGUUUAAACAGUUUGCAGUGGGGAGGGGCUAAUAUUCUCAAUUUUUCUACAAUAAACGGACAUCUCACUGUGGUGCAUUAGAUUUGUAACCAGUACACUUAAAUGAAUAUUGCUUCACAAAUAGCUUGCUUAUCAGCAAAGCUAAUAAUAAACAUCUCUCUCUAACUUUACAUGUUUUUGUUAUGAUCACGAAAGAGUGAUGUUGCAACAGCUACAGUGUGCAUUUGCCAUUUUAUGCCACAAGGUGUUGCCAGCGUCACCUUCACCAAAUUUAUAAUUUGUCAAGAUAUCUCACGAUAGGAUUAUAACGGUCACCAUUUAAAUGUGAAUAUCUUCUCCAACAUGAUACAUAACACUUCCGAUUGAGCAAUACUUUAGGUUGGGGAUCUUCUUCAUUAAAAAAAAAAAAAAAGUUUGGGAUUCUUGUACCAGUGUGUUUAGUUUUGUUGCAAUAAAUACAUAAAUGUCUUGCAAGGGGAGUUAGGGUGGAAAAUUUGGCAAAAUGGAAAAUUUUGAUCAACAUUUUAUGUAGUUUUUUUUAAAUGUGAUUUAAAAUGAGUGUGAUUUUGUGUAACAGUCACACUGUUGCAGUUUUUAUUUUUUAUCUAAAAUUGCGGCACGUUUCAAUUCUUUGGGUAUUAUAUAAUUCUGAGCUUUAAUUUAACUUAUUUUGCUGCCGCCGCAUGAUUUUAUGUGGCCCGCGGAGGCAAAUCAUGUGUAUCAGCUUCCAUGAUUUUUUGUUCAAAUCUGUACCAACAUUUCAAAUUGUCAUAUCAUAAUUGAUAACAUUGGGCUAUUACAAGCAUUUUUGCGUUACCAAACAAUAAUAGUUGGAAAAACCCCUUACUUUACCAGUUUAUAAAUUUCAUGUGUAAAUAUGAUGAGGUGGUUCAUGUUUUUUAUGUGUGGCCCGCGACUAAAAUGAUAUAGAACCUUUUUUAAACAGUACUUUUUUUCCCAUUUUCAAGCAUAGUACAUUUUUAAUUUAAUCUAGAGAUAGUAGAUAAAUAUUCAUCCCGUGAGCGUGAGUACUUUUGCCACCUCCGAAAAUGAAGCAACUUUUAAAAAAAAACAAUCUUGGAAUGAUAAUGAAGGAGUGCACGGAGUCUCCCAUUGGUUAAUCCUGUUAAUCCUAAUUAGCAUAAAGGGGGCAGAGUAUUGGAGGCGUCCACUCGGCGCAGGUUGCUGAUGCUGAUGUCACUCCUCUGCGUGAGGAGGCGGGUGGGGAGGAGACGACAAAAAAAAAAAAAAAAGGAACCAAAAUAGUGGGUAAUGAGCACCAAUGGCCACGGAGGCAGCAUUGAUGCUGUCAGAGCCGAGCGCAAAAGUGCCACAGGUGAGGAUGGAAGACUCAGCGCGUCCUCGGCGGCGCCAGCAAGCUGCAGCCAACUUCGCCGCGUGAAAGGGGGGAAGAAGCCAAGAGAAGCAUGGAGGGAGCCCAGGCGUGCGCGUAGAUUUGCUCUCCUUUUUAUGCACGGGGGCGAGGCGGCAAGACCGGCGCGCCGAUGAGAGAAUCCUGCACAGUUUGACUCAAACAGGAGAAGAAGAUAGCACGCGAAGAUGAACGAGGACGUGGGAUCGUCUGGGCUGGCCAGGUCGGCGGCGGUCAAGCUGUCUGAGAUGAGCGCGCGCACCAAGCAGCUGGGAAGCGCCAUGCAGGACCCGCACCGGCAGCGGCGCAUCAUCCUGGUGAUUGUGUGCGUGGCGCUGCUGCUGGACAACAUGCUUUACAUGGUCAUCGUGCCCAUCAUCCCGGACUACCUGGCCGACCUGGAGAACGAGCAGUCUGAGCACGUCCACCUCAUCCUGCACCCAAACGCCAGCGCGUACGGCAACGGCACGGGCGCGGGUCAAGCCAACGGCAACAACCUGGACGUCCAGAUCGGAGUUCUGUUCGCGUCCAAAGCCAUCCUGCAGCUGCUGGUCAACCCUCUGAGCGGCACCUUCAUCGACCGCGUCGGGUACGACGUCCCGCUGCUCAUCGGGCUGACUGUCAUGUUUCUCUCCACGUGCAUUUUCGCCUUCGGGGAGAACUACGCCACGUUGUUCGCCGCCAGGAGCUUGCAGGGUCUGGGCUCGGCGUUCGCGGACACCUCGGGCCUCGCCAUGAUCGCCGACAAGUACACGGAGGAGGCCGAGCGCAGCCGGGCGCUGGGCAUCGCGCUGGCCUUCAUCUCCUUCGGGAGCCUGGUGGCGCCUCCCUUCGGCGGGGUUCUCUACGAGUUCGCCGGCAAGCGGGUGCCCUUCCUGGUGCUCGCCUUCGUGUGCCUGGCGGACGGCUUCCUCUUCCUCACCGUCAUCCGGCCCUUCUCCAACAGGACUCGAGAGAACAUGCCGGUGGGCACCCCCAUCUACCGGCUGAUGAUCGACCCGUACAUCGCGGUGGUGGCCGGCGCGCUCACCGUGUGCAACAUCCCGCUGGCCUUCCUGGAGCCCACCAUCGCCAACUGGAUGGAGAGCACCAUGCACUCCAAGCAGUGGCAGAUGGGCUUGACGUGGCUGCCCGCCUUCUUCCCGCACGUCUUGGGCGUGUACAUCACCGUCAAGCUGGCGGCGCGUCACCCCAACUUGCAGUGGUUCUACGGCGCGCUGGGCAUGGUCAUCAUCGGCGCCAGCUCGUGCACGGUGCCGGCGUGCAAGACCUUCGGCGAGCUCAUCGCUCCGCUGUGCGGCAUCUGCUUCGGCAUCGCGCUGGUGGACACGGCGCUGCUGCCCACGCUCGCCUUCCUGGUGGACGUGCGCCACGUGUCCGUCUACGGCAGCGUGUACGCCAUCGCGGACAUCUCCUACUCGGUGGCGUACGCUAUGGGGCCGGUGGUGGCGGGUCAGAUCGUGCACAACUUGGGCUUCGUGCAGCUCAACCUGGGCAUGGGCUUGGUCAACGUCCUCUACGCACCCGCGCUGCUCCUGCUGCGCAGCGUGUGCCAAAUGCGGCCGUCCUACUCGGAGAGGGACACCCUGCUGGAGGAGGCUCCGCAAGGCUUGUACGACACCAUCCGCAUGGAGGAGAGGCGGGCCAAGAAGAAGAAGAAGAAGGGCUACAGCUCGGCGGGCAACUGCCUGGCCGUGGACGAGAACGGCUUCGACGCCUUCAAAGCGCAGCGGUCGCAGUCCGAGGAGUCGUCCGGCGCGGAGUUCACCUGAGGCGGGCGAGCUUCUCCGAAACACCCCGCCACCCCUCCCCCCCCUGAA